CGCGAACACGUGCCGACGGCGACUCGACUUACAAUACCAUCACAGGCACCUCCCACGUCGCCCAACGACUUGGGAAUUAUGCUUUUCUAAGGUUCCUUUAGGCAGCCUGAUAUGUUUUUCUCUCUCUCGGGGCUCGUGGUACUACUCUUCUUCUCUAUACUUCUGGAGACGGCUGCAUGGAUAAAUUAUGACGCUGACGGUACAGCAACAAUGACCCAUUAUGAACUUCCAGAGAAUUACGUUGCAUCCUGCGGUUGCACGCCUUCAAGUACUCACUAUCCGACUGCUGCCCUUUCUCAGAUGGCAUACGGAAGCAGCACUGCGUAUGGUCCUGGUUGUGGAAAAUGCUUCAAUUUAACUUUGCUAAAUUCUUGGACAUCGACUCCUCCAUUCUACCCUUCUGUUAUAAAGCAUAUCGUUGUUAAAGUAACAGAUCUGUGCCCCCUUAGCGGCGACGGCUGGUGUUCUGCUACUGAAUCGAAGCCAAACCCCUCGGGGCAAUACUUGAAUUUUGAUCUGGCCUAUCCAUCUGAUGCCAUUCCAGACAACUUUUUCCCGUCGAAUGCAUCGCUGUAUGGUUAUACUGAUUUUGGGGUCUGGAAUAUCAGCUACCAGACGGUUUCGUGUGAAAAUUGGGCUGGUUGGGACAAUGCAGCUGCAUUGGGGAGUGUAGCAUAUCUAGGAAGCGAAAGUGUUUGCUGUCCUGACAAUCCUACGGGAAAUGCUAAUGACACUUGUCCAUCAUAUUCUGAUAACAAUGGCAUUCCGCAAGUGGUUUCCGUUGUCGCACUAGGAAUUUUCUAAUGCGGUUCAAUAGGCCUGAUACCACGACAAACUCAAGUCCGCAAAUCGCCGGAGCUAUACCCUCCAUUCUUAUACUUGUAUCUAUUCUUCUGUGCUGUUACGCAGGGUAACAUAAUUAUUGUUACUUAUAUCUACAUGAUAUCCUUAUACAACAUUCUUCACUAUACCAAUCAAAUUAGUCUGCCUGACUAACGGGAGAAACUAUUCCACG
Desarmillaria tabescens is the source of this 1015-nucleotide messenger RNA. Its product is annotated as RlpA-like double-psi beta-barrel-protein domain-containing protein-containing protein. The transcript is spliced from 5 exons. Bases 112 to 804 code for a protein of 230 amino acids. The record is from RefSeq and is a predicted model, not a curated record. Lineage: Eukaryota; Fungi; Basidiomycota; Agaricomycetes; Agaricales; Physalacriaceae.